CGCUGCUGGCGCUGGAGCUGGCGCUGCAGCUGCGGCUCGGAUUCCGGUUUCUUCUUCCUAUUCGCGUGCAAGGCCGAGAUGGCGACUUCGGCUUGGCUUCUGGGACGGCGUGCGGCGAGUUGGAGGCUGCGGUCGCCGCGGGCGCAGCUCGCUAGCCUCGUGUCCCAGCGGGCCCACUCCCUCUUGCCCGUGGACGAUGCGAUCAACGGGCUUAGCGAGGAGCAGAAGCAGCUUCGUCAGACCAUGGCUAAGUUUCUUCAGGAGCAUCUAGCCCCCCAGGCCCAGGAGAUUGAUCAUAUCAAUGAGUUCAAGAACCUUCGAGAGUUUUGGAAGCAGCUGGGAAACCUGGGGGUCUUGGGUAUCACCGCCCCUGUUCAGUAUGGCGGCUCUGGCCUGGGCUACCUGGAACAAGUGCUGGUGAUGGAAGAGAUAUCCCGAGCGUCUGGAGCAGUGGGGCUCAGUUACGGGGCCCACUCCAACCUGUGCCUCAACCAAAUUGUGCGCAAUGGAAAUGAGGCCCAGAAGGAGAAGUACCUCCCCAAGCUGAUCAGCGGUGAAUACAUUGGAGCCUUGGCCAUGAGUGAGCCCAAUGCUGGCUCUGAUGUUGUCUCCAUGAAGCUAAAAGCAGAAAAGAAAGGUGAUCACUACAUCCUGAAUGGGAACAAGUUCUGGAUCACCAAUGGCCCUGAUGCUGACAUCCUCAUUAUCUACGCCAAGACAGAUCCCACUGCUGUGCCAGCCUCUCGGGGCAUCACAGCCUUUAUUGUGGAAAAGGGUAUGCCUGGCUUCAGCACCUCCAAGAAGCUGGACAAGCUGGGGAUGAGGGGAUCCAACACCUGUGAGCUAAUCUUUGAAGACUGCGAGGUUCCUGCUGCCAACAUCCUGGGCCAUCUAAGUAAGGGCAUCUACGUGCUGAUGAGUGGGCUGGACCUGGAGCGGCUGGUGCUGGCUGGUGGGCCCCUUGGGCUCAUGCAGGCUGUCCUCGACCACACCAUUCCCUACCUACACACAAGGGAGGCCUUUGGCCAGAAGAUUGGGCACUUCCAGCUGAUGCAGGGGAAAAUGGCCGACAUGUACACCCGCCUCAUGGCCUGUAGGCAGUAUGUCUACAAUGUCGCCAAGGCCUGUGAUCAGGGCCACUGCACUGCCAAGGACUGCGCAGGGGUGAUUCUUUACUCAGCUGAGUGCGCCACCCAGGUUGCCCUGGACGGCAUUCAGUGCUUCGGUGCCAACGGCUACAUCAACGACUUUCCCAUGGGCCGCUUUCUGCGAGAUGCCAAGCUGUAUGAGAUUGGGGCUGGGACCAGUGAGGUGAGACGGAUGAUCAUCGGCAGAGCCUUCAAUGCAGACUUCCACUAAGCCCAAGACCCUUCACCCCCUUUCUCAGCACCAAGAGGCCUUUCUUUGGGCAUAGAGAUAUGGCAGCUCUCCUGCUGCUUGGCAGCACUCACAUCAGCCCUUGGCCUCUGCGUGAGGUCUCUACCGUGGCUGACAAGUGCUGUGGGCCUCAGAGCCUGGCCCCCAGGAUGCCACAAGUUGAAGGCAGACAUGGCGGGGUGGGGAGCAGCAUUUCUAGUUACACCUUCCGGUCUGAAGAAGCUGGAGGACGUUAAUGAGGGUUGUCGUGGGUGGAGGGCCUUCCUGGAAAGUGGCUUAAAAUGGACUCAGCAGGAAGCAUACUGGCUGUUCUGGGGCUUCUGGGAAGGCAAGAAGCCAUCCCUUUUUUUGGAGGAGGAGGCGGGCUAUGCCUCUGGCAGGGAGAACAGUACCCUAGAGGCAUUGCCCCUCUACAUGUAUUUGAACACGGCAGCCUCGUCUUUCUAGGGAAAAAAACAAA
Molecule: messenger RNA, 1837 nt
Organism: Lutra lutra (Eurasian river otter)
Lineage: Eukaryota; Metazoa; Chordata; Mammalia; Carnivora; Mustelidae
Gene: IVD
Product: isovaleryl-CoA dehydrogenase
Exons: 12
Coding region: 79-1359 (426 amino acids)
Biological process (GO): L-leucine catabolic process
Cellular component (GO): mitochondrion
Molecular function (GO): 3-methylbutanoyl-CoA dehydrogenase activity; flavin adenine dinucleotide binding
Source: RefSeq, a predicted model, not a curated record